This is a messenger RNA of Mastomys coucha (southern multimammate mouse), 3648 nucleotides long. It is a transcript of the gene Npy1r, whose product is annotated as neuropeptide Y receptor Y1. The record is from RefSeq and is a predicted model, not a curated record. The transcript has 5 exons. Gene Ontology annotation, biological process: G protein-coupled receptor signaling pathway. Lineage: Eukaryota; Metazoa; Chordata; Mammalia; Rodentia; Muridae. Gene Ontology annotation, molecular function: neuropeptide Y receptor activity; neuropeptide binding. Gene Ontology annotation, cellular component: plasma membrane; neuron projection. Bases 586 to 1734 code for a protein of 382 amino acids.
AGAGCAUCCUUCCCCCUUCCCGUAAAUAAGCUCUCCCCUCCAUUCUUGACUCCGGUUUAAAGCUCGGACUCUCUGAGGAAAAGGACUUCGCCACAAGAUGGCACUGACCUGCAGACAAAGGAAAUAGCGGUAGCAUUGACUUUUAAAACAGGCUUGUAAAUGCGCCUUCCUUGAGUCAAGGACUAGUGGGGUGAGAGCUCGGUGCGUACGGGUCUGACAGCUCGCCUUACGGCUUCCGUUUAACUCCUUUUCUUUCCAGAAUUCCUAGGCAACGCACCUCCAAGGUUUUGAGCAGGAGAAAUACCAACAGAUCUUUUCUCCCUUCAGUGACACUCGUCCCGAACAGACGGAUUCUUUAAAAGUGAGAUGCAAAUUCUUUCUGCAGGAAAAUACUGCUACUUUCCUGACCUUUACUCUUUCUCAGAGAUCUACUAAGAGUACUCUCAGCUCAUGGGAAUGAAGAACUGAGAAUUAUUUUGGUGGAUGGAUUCAAAUAUAUGGAAUAAAAGUAAGCUGAAGAUUAGACCAGUUUUGGAGGAACCAUAACUCUCCAUUUGUCUAGUCGGUAACAACAAAACGUAAAAAAUGAAUUCCACUCUGUUCUCCCGGGUUGAAAAUCACUCAGCUCACUAUAAUGCCUCGGAGAAUUCUCCACUCCUGGCUUUUGAAAAUGAUGACUGCCACCUGCCCUUGGCUGUGAUAUUCACCUUGGCUCUUGCUUACGGGGCGGUGAUUAUUCUCGGGGUCUCUGGAAACCUGGCUUUGAUCAUAAUCAUCCUGAAACAGAAAGAAAUGAGAAAUGUCACCAACAUUCUGAUCGUGAACCUCUCCUUCUCAGACUUGCUGGUGGCGGUCAUGUGUCUCCCGUUCACUUUCGUAUACACGCUGAUGGACCACUGGGUCUUCGGGGAGACCAUGUGUAAACUGAAUCCCUUUGUACAAUGUGUCUCCAUCACAGUGUCCAUUUUCUCGCUGGUUCUCAUUGCUGUGGAACGCCAUCAGCUAAUCAUCAACCCAAGAGGGUGGAGACCAAGCAAUAGGCAUGCUUACAUAGGGAUUACUGUCAUUUGGGUCCUGGCAGUGGCUUCCUCUCUGCCCUUUGUGAUUUAUCAAGUUCUGACUGACGAGCCUUUCCAAAAUGUAUCACUUGCCGCAUUCAAGGACAAGUAUGUGUGCUUUGACAAAUUUCCGUCAGACUCUCACAGGCUGUCUUACACGACUCUCCUUCUGGUGCUGCAGUAUUUCGGCCCACUCUGCUUCAUAUUCAUAUGCUACUUCAAGAUAUACAUUCGCUUGAAAAGGAGAAACAACAUGAUGGACAAGAUCAGGGACAGUAAGUACAGGUCCAGUGAGACCAAACGAAUCAAUAUCAUGUUGCUCUCCAUUGUGGUCGCCUUCGCGGUCUGCUGGCUGCCCCUUACCAUCUUCAACACUGUGUUCGACUGGAACCACCAGAUCAUUGCCACUUGCAACCACAAUCUGCUGUUUCUGCUCUGCCACCUCACGGCCAUGAUCUCCACCUGUGUCAACCCCAUCUUUUAUGGAUUCCUGAACAAAAACUUCCAGAGAGACUUGCAGUUCUUUUUCAACUUUUGUGACUUCAGGUCUCGAGAUGAUGACUAUGAGACCAUAGCCAUGUCUACCAUGCAUACCGACGUGUCCAAGACUUCUCUGAAGCAGGCAAGCCCAGUCGCAUUUAAAAAAAUCAGUAUGAAUGACAAUGAAAAAGUCUGAAGCUGCUCAGAACAUACGGUCCCAGGCUCUAUCUGUGGAAAGACAAGCACAGACUACUGCACGCUCUCUUUCUUUACCUGUGCUCCCAGGGAACGGAAUGAAGCAGGGUUGGAAAGUCCGGGACAUCCUGGGUUGGGUUUUACUGCUUUUGUCACGGUUGCCAUGAUUACUUGGAAAUCUAGAUUACUUUGUAAUCUAUCUCUGGUAACAGUUUUGACUAGACUGCCUCUGUGUGUGUGUGUGUGUGUGUGUGUGUGUGUGUGUGUGUGUGUGUGGUGUGUGUGUGUGUCUGUCUGUCUGUCUGUCUGUCUCUGCCUGCCUGUCUGUCUUUGUGAGCUUGAAAUUAUGCAUAUGACAAGGCGUUUUAUAUUGUAUUUAUUGGAGUGAAUUUCUCUGUAGUAGUGUCAUGAGCUCACUUCAAAAGCAGUACCCACUGGAUAUUGUCAAGAUACUGGAUUUUCAAGAUCAGAUGAGAUUUCCAAGACCUUGGACUACUUUCGAUCCCUGCUAGGCAUCAUCUUAAGUCUGUUACAAGGGUAACAGUAUACAAAAGUCACCUUUUAGAAUGUGCGGGAGCCAAAAGAGAGUCUGAAGUCAUUUAGCAGCAUCUUUUUUUCUCCCUCCCUCUCUCUCUCUCUCUCUCUCUCUCUCUCUCUCUCUCUCUCUCUCUUUGAGAGGGACUGGACUUGUUACUCCUAAUUGACUCUUGGUAAAGAUAAAGAUAAGUAAAGAACACGUUUUUUCAGCUGUGAAUAUCACCGGGAGGUAGGCCACCCACAAGAAUGAAGUGGCAAAGCGGGUCGCUAAUUUCAAAAUUCCUCUGACAACCAAAGCAUUUCAGGGUAAUUAGUUUAAUAUGUAAACUAGUCUUGCUGCAGAUAGGUAAAUUGCACCCAAAGGACUUGAUCAUUGAAAGGUUUUGCAUCGUUCAUAAGCAUAAGAGUGUUGAGCUCUAUCAAACUUUCUGGCACAAGCAUGUGACUCAGAACAUUUCUAACUCAUACUGUAUAGAAACAUAAGAUGUGUUUUCCAUACAGCAGUGCCUGCAUAGUAACUAGUGUUUAACUCUCACCAUUUCCCCUUCCUGGCAAAGGACACAGGGACAAUGUUAAUGUAUCUACCCUUUAGCUAACAGGUAUCUCUACCUAAAACUUUCAUGUAGCCAGCUCAUCCUAACUUGUAUAAACUGUAUAACUUGUGGAGUUUUAUAAUCAUAUACUAUUAUGUCAUAGAGUACUGAGUAGCCCUGUCAUAUUAACAUAUUUACUUCCAUGUAUCUUGUAAUUACGAUUUAGCCUCAGAAAAGAUCCUUUGAAGAACAAGACAGUUUCAAUGUUGCCUGUGAGUGAUUUUUAGAAGGGCAAACACUUUCUGUAUUAAAACUGUUUGAGCUUUUCAGAGGAGUCUGUUCUGUGUUUCUCUUGAGCUUCAUUUCUUCCUGUCUCAAGACUUGCCUUCCAUGAUAUGAUAUCUUCACCAUACCCAUUACCAAUUUGCUGGAGAGUUACUGUUUAUUCUGUAACCACUGGGGGCUGGUACACUUUACUUUUCUAGAUUUGAGAGCUUCUUAAGGCAGAGACUAUAAUAAUGAUAGACCCACAGAUUAUUUCUCACAGCAACAAGUAAUUAAAACAUUAUGUGUUUUAAAUGUGUUUCAGGGACUGAGGAGAUGGUCCAGAAGAUAAAAAACUUGCUGUACAAGCAUGUUGGCCUGGGGUUGGAUCCCUAGUCCCAUAUACGUAACUACUGGGUUGGUGUAAUCCUACUGUUCCAGGGAGGAGGAGACCAAAGAUUCUUAAGGCAAGCUGCUUAGCUAGAUUAACUGAUCCAGCCUGCUCUGGGUUCAGUGAAAUGAAAAGCAACUAGGAAAGACUCAACAUCAGCCUUUGGUCUAUAAAGACACAAACACAUGCA